AUUACACCGCUGUCACAAUGGCCAAGAAGACUAAGUCUAAGGUUGACACAAUCAACUCCAAGCUUCAGCUUGUGAUGAAGUCAGGUAAGUAUGUGAUUGGCACCCAGCAGACGCUUUCCACGCUUCGUCAGGGCCGUAGCCGUCUUAUAGUGAUCUCCAACAACUGCCCACCGGUGCGCCGUGCGGAGAUCGAGUACUAUUGCACACUCAGCAAGACCCCUAUUCACCACUAUUCAGGCAACAACCUUGAUCUUGGUACGGCUUGUAGCAAACAUUUUCGUGCCUGUGUCCUCUCCGUGACGGACUUUGGUGACUCGGAUAUUACAGCUUAAGAGGGUCUUCAGGGAGGAGUUUAGUACGUCUAUAUAUGUGACAACUUGUGUAGUCUGAAUACAAGUUUCGUGAUUUUUACUUAAAAAAUAUCUUUUAGGAAUAAUUCGAAAAAAAA
Messenger RNA from Phytomonas sp. Hart1, 448 nucleotides. NCBI's taxonomy places the organism in Eukaryota, Euglenozoa, Kinetoplastea, Trypanosomatida, Trypanosomatidae. The record is from the annotation of a GenBank genome assembly.